Messenger RNA from Cydia pomonella (codling moth), 931 nucleotides. RefSeq lists its product as uncharacterized. Bases 314 to 931 code for a protein of 205 amino acids. Lineage: Eukaryota; Metazoa; Arthropoda; Insecta; Lepidoptera; Tortricidae. The record is from RefSeq and is a predicted model, not a curated record. The transcript is spliced from 3 exons.
AGGUUAUUUAGUGACUACUCUUUUAGUUACUUUAGAACUUGUAAUUUGGUUAAUGAUCUUUUGAUUAUAAAAUGUGUUACUUCAAUUUAAUGUUAAAUUUUUUUUUUGAGCUUGUCUUAGCUGCUAAGGUUGAAAUAAUUGCCUACCCACAGAAUGAAGAAACCCGUACCCAAGCUGAGGAAAUCAUCAAUAAUGACAAUACCUCUAAUAACUCGACGAGCAUAAUUGAUAUCUCUCUAGAGGAACUGGGUAAAAAUCCAAAAAGGAAGGUAUCGUAUUUUUUUAUACAAAAUUUACCUAUGCUCUUUUAUUCAUGCUGUAUGAAAUAAUUAUUAUACUUUGUGUACUUUAUUUGCAGCGAUUUUCCGUCACGUCUCAAGAACUAGGAUUAAAUAGAAAACAAAAAAUAACCAACACUUUAUGCGAAAAAAACACAUCUGACAAGGACAGUGUCAUAAUCUUCGAUGAGGGUGCUUUAUCAAAUGGUUUUACUGAACUAAAUACCUCGCAACAAGAUGACCGUCAAUUCCCAUCGACAUCGGGCAUACAAAAUAAUAUAACGAAUAAUGACUUCGAUAGCGAUGACAGUGUUGCUGAUGUUACCUGGAAACCACCCACAAAAACAGCCUAUGUAGCUGAUUCUGACGACGAUGACGCUGACAAUGAAACUGCCAAUGACAAUGAAACGGAACUUGUUAAUAACAGUCUAACUUUAAGAGAAAUUGUCAAUAAAACGACUCAAUCCAAGCCAAGAUCCAGCAAAAAAAUCACUAGAAGUAAGAAAAGAGAUAACAAAACAUGUAGAUACACUGGGCAGGCAUAUCAUUCCUAUGGUAAAGACCGUCCGGCGAGGCAAAUGAAAGAACUGAGCAUUUGUAGAUAUAAUUGUAGAAGAAAAAUAUCGGAGCAUCAUUUGCCAGGUCCUAAAUAA